AUGUCAAACAGCAGAUCGAGAGGUCCACCACUACCCCAUGCAAUAUCAGGCUCGUCCUUACAAGCUCAGCUAGAAAGCGAGGGCGCCCAAAUCCUCAGAAACAAUAACCAUCCGCUGAUCGACCACAUUAUUCGCCAUGCAACUCCGGGCUACAUUACAAAGGCCAUCUGGCUUCAAGAGCACAGCGUUAUAGAGCAUGAAUAUCUAUUGCUAUGCGUCAAGACCUACGAUGGAAGAUUAUCUUGGAUGCGCGUUGAACGCAUGGGUGACCUCCCCGAAGGCUCUGACGCCACCAACGCCCUGACAGACCAGGCACAAUUAGUUGUGACCAUCGCACCCUCUCGAGAAAAUCUCGUUUGCGGUGAUAGAAUUCUCGUCGAGGCUGAUUUGGACACAAACAAGGCACGUCUGAGUGAUAUCGCCAAGCUCAUACUGAUAGUUCACAACGAGGAACCUCAGUAUCACCUUCAAUGGCACAACUGUUGGUGGCUGGCUCGGGUCAUUAUGCAAGUGCUUAGUGGAACGUACAUGCACAACAAUCCAAAGCAGAAGAAAAAGGUCACAAAGCGGUGCGAUUCUUCGCACCAGAAGCAUGUCAAUGUUGUGAGUGCUGGUGGGCCAUUCGCGGGAUUGGGUCAGUUAGCGACUCAUAUACACUUCAAUAAGAGGACGAAGAGAAUUGUGGCUAAGUUUAAUGGGCAUUUAAAUAGUUAG
Fusarium sp. VM40 is the source of this 714-nucleotide messenger RNA. The record is from the annotation of a GenBank genome assembly. NCBI's taxonomy places the organism in Eukaryota, Fungi, Ascomycota, Sordariomycetes, Hypocreales, Nectriaceae.